Molecule: messenger RNA, 1481 nt
Organism: Chara braunii
Lineage: Eukaryota; Viridiplantae; Streptophyta; Charophyceae; Charales; Characeae
Source: the annotation of a GenBank genome assembly
GGAAUUCUUGGCUGUACGACGAGGAGAAGGGAGGGGUGUUCCUUUCCGAGGAGCAGCUGAACCGCACUCGCGUCGAGGCGAGGAUGGCCCCGAAGUUCACGAUGACGGUGACGAUACUGUUGCUGGGCAUGGCCGUGCUGUUGGCGCUGAGCAAUACUGGCCUGGGACCGGUGGGAGCUGCAGCAGCAGAGACUAUCACCGCGGAGCAGCGUCUGGUCGCGGCGUUGAAGGACCCCAAGGUAUCCCAGUUCGUUUUGACGUCGGACGUGGUUCUGACGGCGUCUCUGCCUCCCUCCAAAAAGGACUUCACGCUGGUGGGACGAUGCAGGGACCGGCGGCAGCGACCACGCCUCUGCGUUGUUGACGGAAAGGGGAAGUUCCGAGGCUUCAGGAGCGAUGGAUUUUAUGUGGGCAUGAGCGAUAUCCACUUCAAGAAUAUGCGCGACACGAGGACCCCGGGGUCCGAUUACAGUGACGGGACUGGGGCGGUCGCGUUUGCGUUUAACGGGAAGAUCAGGGCGACGAGGUGCGUGUUCGAGAGCAACAAGGCUUUUACCGCAGGAGCGCUCGCUGUCCGCGACUCGCCUCUUCUGGUGAGCGACUGCCAGUUCCGGAACAACUGGGCAGUGGAGGAGGCAGGAGCCAUCAGGGUGUUCAGCAACGGCGUCGGAACUGUGAGGAGGUCUGUGUUCAGCGGCAACUCCGCCGGCCAGAGCGGAGGUGCGGCUCGCGUAUUCGAGGGCGUGCUCAACUUCAUCAACUGCACGUUCCGUGGAAACACGGCCAGGAAAGGCGAUGGCGGUGCACUCRAUUACGAAAGUGGCAGCGGCGGUGUGAUCUCCAGGUCCGAGUUUGUUGGAAACUCCGCCCGCAACGGGUCGGGCGGCGCCGUGGAAGUGGAGGGUGACAGCGCCAUCGACGACAUCAAUUUUUGUAGCUGCACUUUCCGAUGCAACAGCGCAAAGACUCGCGGGAGCUUCAAUGUGGACAUCACCUCAGACACGCAAGUCACCUUCUGCAGGAAUAAGCCCCAAGGUCUCCGCGUUGUCGAGCCAGCCAAGGCCGUCGUCAACUGCACUGCUUGUGCGAAGGCGGUGUAUUGGGACAACAAGAAUAGUCUCUGAAGCAGCAGAGCAGUGUCAGUGUGCGGGAGUUGAUCCGGUGUCUUCUGACACGGUGAAUGGGAAUGGUCUCUUCUCUCUCUCGCUUAUGUCUGGGACGGUGAAUGAUCUCGUCUCUCCCCUUCAUUCAUMGAAGUAAGGAUUCUGUGGGACGGUGUGGCUGACUCCGCACUCGUAGUGCACAUGUGUUGCUGCUCCACCGAGCGGGACACGAGAAGCUUGGUUGGUGGUAAKGUGAAARAGAAAGGGGGAUGAAUUAAAUUCGGAAAUGGACCAGGGGACAAGAAAGUAGAUGGUAAUAAUAGAGGGUGUGCCUCUGAGGCAGUGGGGUUGUCCUUGAGCUGCCUUCAGCAGAAAAAA